Messenger RNA from Ectocarpus siliculosus, 1628 nucleotides. Lineage: Eukaryota; Phaeophyceae; Ectocarpales; Ectocarpaceae. The record is from the annotation of a GenBank genome assembly.
CGGUGUCUACGACGUCAGAGGUUAAACCCGAGGUCGCCUUGUACGCGAUCAGCCUGUCACCUAUUCGCGCUCAUCUACCGCUGCACCUCCCAAGGCACGCUACUCAAGCGCACGAGGUUUCUUCAUCGCUCAAGAGGGGAUAUAUUUGAGAACUCUUGGCUGCCAACGCUGGUACUACUGUCAUGAAGUGCAUCGAAUGCAGCGCCCUAGGUGGCAACAUCGACGAGGUCCUGAGCAUGUCGUCGGACGCCCCGAAGCCGGGUUCGGAAGAGGUCCAGAAAGGCAAAGGCAAGACCAUGAUCGUCAAGGUGGAGGCGUGUUCGCUCAGCCGGGGGGACAGCAUCAUGUUGGAAGGAAGCUGCGAUCUGAUGCUGAACCCGAAGCUCCCGUUUGUACCGGGCAUGGACAUCUGCGGGGUGGUGGAGGAGGUUGCAGAGAACUCGGAAGCGUUCAAGGUGGGGGACCGCAUCGUGGCGACGAACGGGAUGACUCCUACGGGGGGCCUGGCCGAGUACGCCGUCGUCCAGACCAAUAACGCCGCAAAGGCACCAGCUAACAUCACCCCGGUUCAGGCCUCGGUGCUGCCCAACAGUCCCAUCGCCGGCCUCCACGCCGCCAAGGCGGCGAAACUGAAAGAAGGGGACCGGGUGAUGGUACUCGGAGGCAGCGGCGGCGUCGGCUCGGCGCUGUUGCAGCUCGUCAAAGACGCCAAGGCGUCAUUUUUGGCAACCACCUCCACCGCCGAAGCCCUGUGCCUAUCUCUGGGCGCCGAUGUCGUUGUCAACUACCGCGAGACUAAUUGGUACGAGGACGAACGGUACAAGGCCGAGCCCUUCGACGUGGUGAUCGACUGCGUGGGAUGGCGGGACGAGUGGAAAGAAGCUUAUCGGAGGGGGGUUCUCAAGUCUGGCUGGAACGGAGGCCUUAGCAUGCGCGCGCUGUGCCGCGCUGGCUGAGGAGUGGAAGCCCUGGUAUUUGUUUUUCCUGUCGUCUGUAGCAGAUUGUCUCCCGGGAAUGCCUCCUCGUCCAGUAGAUACCUCUCGCCGGUCUAGCCCACGAGAGUCUGGUGUAGCAAUCGCGGACGUUGGCAGUCACAUCCUGGGAGUAUGAUCGUUUUCUAUCUGCCCGUACGCUUUGCGCUCCUUGCAUAUCUUGGUCUUUGUUAUGCUUGUUCUACGCAACGUUGAAUGGACGUCUUGCAGCAUGCCACUCGCUGUUGUAACGACCGGCCGGCUGUCAAGAAGCACCAGUUUCGGAUGGAGGGUCAGGUUGUUACACCGACACAGGGAAUGCAGUUUAGGACCACCAAUGAGCUGUGUCCUUUCAGGAGAGAUUGAGCAUCUAGUCUAUUUCUGGUGAGUUUUUCUACGUGGCUGACCGCUUUCUUCCAUGUUUCAUAAACCGCUUCCACCGACGACCACUACACGGUUUGUCAGAUGGGAAGCGAUCAGCACUGCCCGAUAUGUACCCUGUCCUUUCCUAUACGUAACGUGGGCAGGGCAUAACGGCUGAACGUGUGAAGCCAUUUUCGUAUCCCCCUGAAGAACACAAGAGAACAAGUUAUCGACUCUGUUUCAAGUAUGGGUUAUGCCAGCAGUACUGCUUUCGAAUUAUCUUCUUAACCCCCG